CGUUGUGACAGGGUCACUUCAUUACCCCAGUGAUUUAAUAAAUUUCCUCGUAGAAUAGUCCUCCAACCUGUCUAAUCUAAUCAGUGCAUCACCCAGACCCCUGGGCGUAAUAGGCAGCUGUUCCCUCGCACUACCAACGGCGCAAGCGCGAAGGCAACGUCAAAGCUAGCCCGGGUGUUACAAAGUUUUCCACUUGAUGAAAUUAAUUUGAUUGAAUGUUGAGACGUAACGGAGUUUGAAAUCAACUCGGCUGCGUUUGCAAUCGAGGGAAAUGGUACUGUCGAGACCUUUGAUGCUGCUAAUGAGCGAUCAAACACGUGCAAAUACACAUGACACGUUUUAUAGGAUGAAUUUGUGAGUGGAUUAACCAUGGCUGUGAGUGUCGUGAGAUGCCUGAACAAAACACGUUUGAACCACAUGGGCCUGAUGUACAGAAACGCAUGCACCUCAAGUGCAGAUUCCAGCGAAACUUACGAUCUAGUUGUAGUUGGGGGUGGAAUUGUCGGUUGUGCAACGGCACGUGAGAUGUUGGAGAGGCACCCCCAGCUCAAGAUCGCGAUUGUGGAGAAGGAGAGUAAACUGGCAAUGCAUCAGACCGGCCACAACAGUGGGGUUGUACACGCGGGGAUUUAUUACACACCUGGCAGCAUGAAGGCGAAAAUGUGCGUUGAAGGUCUCAAAAUGUCGUACGAUUACUUUGGGAAGCAUGAUAUACCGUAUAAGAAGGUCGGGAAGCUAAUUGUUGCGCAGACACCUGAACAGGUGAAUAGGAUCGAUGAGUUGUAUGAGCGAGGGCUCAAGAAUGGAGUGCCAGGGCUGGAGAUUAUCGAGAAAGAUGGGAUUUGUAAAUUUGCUGAAAAAUGCAAGGGCGAAAAAGCAAUUUGGUCGCCAUCCACUGGAAUCGUCGACUGGGGAGAAGUCUGUCGUUUCUUCGCCUCGGAAUUUGAAAAAAUGGGUGGAAAAGUUAUUCUAAACCACGAAGUAACUGGUUUCAAGGAAACCAGUGAGUCCAAAGGGGCCAACAAUCUAUCCCCAAUAUCAGUUCUGUCAAAAAAAGCGACUCUCCAAACAAAGUAUGUCCUCACCUGUGCUGGUUUACACUCAGACCGUCUGGCAGUGAUGACAGGCUGCGACUUGAGCCCAAGAAUAGUCCCCUUUCGUGGUGAAUAUCUCCUCCUCAACGAUAACAAAAAACACCUGUGUUCAACAAAUAUAUAUCCAGUUCCUGAUCCAAGAUUUCCAUUUCUGGGGGUGCACUUCACUCCGAGAAUGAAUGGAGACAUUUGGCUGGGACCCAAUGCUGUUCUGGCAUUAGCCAGAGAGGGAUACAGGUGGACAGAUGUUAAUGUGAAAGACUGCAUUGAAAUGGCCAAGUUUCCAGGACUGUGGAAGCUCUGCUUUCGAUUUAUUGUUCCCGGUAUGAAAGAGGCUGUUAAAUCUAUUUUUUAUCCACUCGCUGUCAAGGAUCUUCAGAAAUUUAUGCCUGAGAUGAGUUACAAAGAUGUCAGAAGAGGACCUGCUGGUGUCAGAGCACAAGCUAUGGACAACGAUGGUAAACUGGUUGACGAUUUUGUCUUCGAUGGGGGAGUAGGUAGCAUAGGGAGCAGAGUCCUUCAUUGCCGAAAUGCUCCAUCACCCGCAGCCACCAGCAGCAUGGCCAUUGCCAAAUAUAUCUCCAAUAAACUCGAAAAAGAUUUUUCAUUCUGAGGUGAAGGCUUUGAAUACUCAUUUAGACGUGAAUUGUUGAAUUGUGGUUGCAGAGUUGAUCUAUUAAAGCUGAUGUUUUUUUAUUGAAUCCCAGGAAUUCAUCAUUUUUCCUCGUGAUUUCACUCAAUUAAUUUAAAUAACGAAAUAUCAAAUAAGGUACUAAAAAAUUAAAGAUUAUUUAACGUUUUUCCACGAGACCAAUUGUCAACGUGAGGAAUUUAUUUUGUUUGAUGCUGAUAAUUUUCAAUGAAUUUCAUUAAUUUUUCGUGGAUUCCAUGAUUUCAAUCAAUGAAUAUAGAUAAUGAGAUGGUAAAUAAUCCUAUAUGUGUACAAAAUUCAUUAUAAUAUUUUUUAUUGUGUUUGAAGCUAAUGUUUUUCAAUGAAUUCAAAUAACAAGUUUCUUAAAAAAUUGCGGGCCAUGUUCCGAUCAGCUGCAGUCAUCAGUGAAGGAUAUUUAAAAAUCAAUAAAACAUACCAAUUUCGAAAGAAUUGCACGACGAUUCGAGCAAUUAAUAUCUAAUUAACAAAUCAAAAAUAGAAAAAACUCAUAAGUCAUUCAUAAAAAACGAUAUUUUCUCACUAUUGUUUCAAUAUUUUGAAGAACAGCGGCCUUACCAACUGAAAAUUAUUACAAGACGAAUAACAAGAUAACAAGUUGUUAGCUAAUCUCAUAUAUUUAAAAAGUCAUCACAAAAUCUGGCACGAGUCCAUUUCUGGGCGUAAAAAAUACAUCGAUCCCUCAUUCAUUUCGUAGUCAUAUAUACAAAUAUUAACAAAUUAAACUAUUCUCACUCCCCUCGUUGAUAACAAUAGGCUUCUGCCAGCAAAGUCCCAGGCUGCUGUCACGUGGAAAGCCAUGUUGGUCAGCACAACCAUGUACUCGAACAGAGCAAACAUUGAAUACACUGAAAAUAAAUAAACAGAAUUCACAGAA
Diachasma alloeum is the source of this 2641-nucleotide messenger RNA. It is a transcript of the gene L2HGDH, whose product is annotated as L-2-hydroxyglutarate dehydrogenase, mitochondrial. Lineage: Eukaryota; Metazoa; Arthropoda; Insecta; Hymenoptera; Braconidae. Gene Ontology annotation, molecular function: (S)-2-hydroxy-acid oxidase activity; (S)-2-hydroxyglutarate dehydrogenase activity. The record is from RefSeq and is a predicted model, not a curated record. The transcript is spliced from 9 exons. Bases 370 to 1707 code for a protein of 445 amino acids.